ACCCAAUUAUAAUCUUACCAUAUCAUAUGUAUGUACAUCAAUCUGUAAGUGACGAUGAACAACCCAACUUUCUCAUUGUAAAUUGCACACUAUCUAUAAGUAUUCCCCAAAACUUGCCAUGACCAUAAAAAUCUUAGUUCAAGAACCAAAAACCAAGCUUUUAUAGCCUCUACACAGUCUCUUUAUACUCCAUUUCCUUGAUUAUAAAAAAAAUGAGCUAACUUUCUUGUUAGCAUCUAUCUAUAGUGGAAGAGAAAAUUAAAGAACGAACGGUUCUUUUCGGCUUCUUCCCAACAGGAAACAGAAAAUGGCAAACUUUGUGAACCAGAAUUUUCAGGCUGAUGUGGAUGAAUCCGGCUUGGAGAUUCAGAAGGAUGCAAAUAUUGCAGAGUUAGAUGAUGAUGGAAAGCCCACAAGAAAAGGGAAUGUUUGGACUGCAAGUGCGCACAUAAUUACAGCAAUUAUCGGCUCCGGUGUCCUGUCACUGGCGUGGGGGGUGGCACAGCUUGGAUGGAUAGCCGGAGUAACAACUCUUGUAGUUUUUUCCGGCAUCACAUAUUAUACUUCAAAUCUCUUAUCCGAUUGUUAUCGAUCUCCAGUCACCGGAAAAAGAAAUUACACUUACAUGGAAGCUGUCAAAAACAACCUAGGUGGAAGAAUGUACAUGGCUUGUGGAAUGGUUCAAUAUGUCAAUCUAUGUGGCAUGAUUAUUGGAUAUACAAUCACUGCAUCAAUAAGCAUGGCGGCAAUACAAAAAUCAGAUUGCUUUCACAAACGAGGUCAUGAAGCUCCAUGCAGUGUUUCUCACAAUCCCUAUAUGAUUGCAUUGGGAAUAUUGGAAAUAUUUUUGUCUCAAAUUCCCAAUUUCCACAAAUUAUCCAUGCUCUCAGUUGUUGCAGCAUUUAUGUCUUUUGGGUAUUCUUCUAUUGGGGUUGGACUUGCAUUUGCAAAAGUCAUUUCAGGCGAAGGAAAAGGAACCACACUUUCAGGUGUGGAAGUCGGAAUUAGCAUAUCGGCAGCUGAAAAGACGUGGAGAAUGUUCAGAGCUCUCGGCGAUAUUGCAUUUGCCUACACAUAUUCUCAAAUUUUGAUUGAAAUUCAGGAUACUUUAAAAGCAAUUCCUCCGGAGAACCAAGUGAUGAAAAAGGCCAAUUUUAUGGCCGUUUCAGCUACAACAGUAUUCUAUAUGAUGUGUGGGUGCUUGGGCUAUGCUGCAUUUGGGAACAAUGCACCAGGCAAUUUGUUAACUGGAUUUGGAUUUUAUGAGCCAUUCUGGUUGGUGGAUCUUGCCAAUUGCUUCAUUGUGGUGCACCUGGUUGGAGCAUAUCAGGUAUUUUCACAGCCAAUUUUCAGUGCAGUUGAAUUAUGGGCUAGCAAGAAAUGGCCCAAAUCAAAGUUCAUAACAAAAGAAUACUUCAUAAACAUAGGAAUUGUCAAAAAACAUAAGUUGAGAAUCAACCUUCUGAGGAUGAUUUGGAGAACUUUAUUUGUGAUAAUGACAACACUUCUUGCAAUGGUGUUUCCCUUCUUCAAUGACAUUCUUGCCCUCCUUGGAGCCCUUGGAUACUGGCCCUUGACUGUGUAUUUUCCCAUACAAAUGUACAUUGCAAAGGGUAAAAUAAGGAAAUGGAGAUGGAGGUGGCUUGUUCUUCAAGUCAUAAAUUUAGUUUGCUUGCUUGUUGCAUUGGCAGCUGCAUGUGGCUCUAUUCAAGGACUUAAUAAGGCUCUCAAUACCUACAAGCCCUUCGAGGUUAAAGAAUAGGGAGUACUUUCGACUUUCUAUGACAAGGAAAGAUGAUUGCUUGAGUAGAAAGUGUUGAACAUGAUCGUCGAUUUCUCAAAUUUAGUAUCUCGAUUACAAGAAGUUUUUGCUUUUGGCAUGGUUAACUCCAUGUGAAAGGCUUGCACGACACGUAAUUAGCUUAGUAGUGGAGCUCGUUGUCGUAGUCGUUGUUUGAUCUAUUUGAAAGUACUUGAUUUUGUAAUAAGAUGAUAUUGUUUUUUUUUUAUAUAUAUAAUUGAAGUGUUUUCCCCUUGGGAUGCAA
Molecule: messenger RNA, 2045 nt
Organism: Olea europaea var. sylvestris
Lineage: Eukaryota; Viridiplantae; Streptophyta; Magnoliopsida; Lamiales; Oleaceae
Product: amino acid permease 8-like
Exons: 7
Coding region: 308-1762 (484 amino acids)
Cellular component (GO): plasma membrane
Source: RefSeq, a predicted model, not a curated record